Messenger RNA from Osmerus eperlanus (European smelt), 4197 nucleotides. RefSeq names its product serine/threonine-protein kinase 4-like. NCBI's taxonomy places the organism in Eukaryota, Metazoa, Chordata, Actinopteri, Osmeriformes, Osmeridae. Gene Ontology annotation, cellular component: cytoplasm. The record is from RefSeq and is a predicted model, not a curated record. Bases 453 to 1940 code for a protein of 495 amino acids. Gene Ontology annotation, biological process: intracellular signal transduction; protein phosphorylation; regulation of MAPK cascade. The transcript has 11 exons. Gene Ontology annotation, molecular function: ATP binding; protein serine/threonine kinase activity.
UGGCGGUCUCCCCCCUCACCCGCCCUCCCUUCCACCCGCCCAGUCUCAAGCGCUCUUCCUGGUUUAAUAUACUGUCAAGACGACCGCCUCCAACAAGAUAAUUGUAAAGUAGCUAUAAAGUUUUAAAACAGAUAGAUGACGGAGGCAUGAGUGGUAUUCCUGUACAUAGACGAACCCACCGAAUUCUGUUACCAAUUAAAACUAAUUCGCAAACGAAUGAGAAGUUUAAUGCAGACAACUGUCAGAAAGCCAAAACAGGUCGACUUAAUCUCGCUAUCUUACGUUAGCUAGUCUGCUAACGCUAGUUAACCAUAUUUUAAGACAUCGAAACGAAGACACCGCCAGAACAGCUAGCAGCAGGUGCGGGAGCUAGCUAGUUGCAAAACUAGCCAGCACACUUGCCUGGGUAUUGAAAACGAUUUAUAAGCACUGGUGUUACUCCUAAAACAACCAUGGAAGACAAGGACAAAGUACAGAUGAGGAAUAACCCACGCAGGCAGCUGAAGAAGCUGAGUGAAGACAGUCUGACCAAGCAGCCAGAGGAGGUCUUCGACGUGCUGGAGAAGCUCGGUGAAGGGUCCUAUGGCAGUGUGUUCAAGGCCCACUAUAAGGAGACAGGGGAGAUUGUGGCCAUCAAGCAGGUUCCUGUAGAGUCAGACCUGCAAGAGAUCAUCAAGGAGAUCUCCAUCAUGCAGCAAUGUAACAGUCCCCAUGUGGUCAGGUACUAUGGAAGCUACUUCAAGAACAGCGACCUUUGGAUCGUCAUGGAAUUCUGUGGUGCUGGCUCGGUCUCAGACAUCAUACGGCUACGUAACAAAACGUUAACAGAGGAUGAGAUAGCAGCUAUCUUCCAGUCUACGCUGAAGGGACUAGAGUACCUCCACUUCAUGAGGAAGAUCCACAGAGACAUCAAGGCUGGCAACAUCCUGCUCAACGCCGAGGGGCAGGCCAAGCUGGCCGACUUCGGAGUGGCAGGACAGCUCACUGACACCAUGGCCAAGCGUAACACGGUGAUCGGCACGCCCUUCUGGAUGGCCCCCGAGGUGAUCCAGGAGAUCGGCUACAACUGCGUGGCAGACAUCUGGUCCCUGGGGAUCACCGCCAUCGAGAUGGCCGAGGGCAAGCCCCCCUAUGCAGACAUCCACCCCAUGAGGGCUAUCUUCAUGAUCCCCACCAACCCCCCGCCCACCUUCAGAAACCCAGACUCCUGGUCAGAACCCUUCAGAGACUUCGUCACCCAGUGUCUGGUGAAGAACCCGGAAAAACGGGCCACAGCCACCCAGCUGUUACAGCACCCGUUCAUCAAAGCAUCCAAGUCCAGCAGCAUCUUGCGAGCGCUGAUCACAGACGCCAUGGAGAUCAAGCUGAAGAAGCAGGAGGCCGAGGAGAGGGAGCAGGACGCCGAGGACGACGACAACUCUGAUGAGGACGAUGUGGACCAGGGCACGAUGGUGCGGGCAGGGACAGGGGUGGACACCAUCAAGGCGGCGGGCUCGCUGGCCAGCUCCCUGGGGGGCACGGCGCGGACCAUGAUCGAGCACGGGGACACGGGCACCAUGGUGGACACCCAGCUGGGCACCAUGGUCAUCAACUCUGACGAGGAGGACGAGGUGGAGGGAGGCACCAUGAAGAGACGGGACGACACGAUGCAGCCGUCCAAGCCCUCCUUCCUGGAGUACUUUGAGCAGAAGGAGAAGGAGGCCAACAACCACCAGCAGGCAGGAGAGCAGGGCCACAACGCAGACAACCGCAAGCUACCAGCAGAGGGCGACCUGGAGGUGAUGCGUUCGUGGAGUGUGGAGGACCUGCGUGUGCGCCUGGCCUCCCUGGACCCCCAGAUGGAGCAGGAGAUUGAGGAGAUCCGCCAGCGCUACCAGGCCAAGAGGAGGCCCAUCCUGGACGCCAUCGAGGCCAAGAAGCGACGCCAGCAGAACUUCUAACCCACGCACCCAAACCCCCCCAGCACAGGCACUGUUGGAUUGCACUGGACUCAACUGGGUCUGGUCUGAACUAGACUGGAGAUGAGACUAGACCAGACUCUGUAGGAUCUUGGUCACCUGACACUGGGCAGUUGGAGCUCGAUGCCUCUGUGGUUCCCAGCCUCCUGGGCCAGUUACUUCCCUCGAACCCAACCGCUUAACUCCAAAACAUGCAUGUUCCUGCAUUAAGUUAUUCAGAUGACCGUUUGAGGGCACGUCAGACCUUUUUAAAGUAUUCCUCCUCUUCAAUGACGUGGUUGCACAUUCUUAGUUUGCCUUCCUCUAUUGGUACGCAUUGAUCAAUGUGUUGCUUUAUGUCUGUCCACUUAACACUGUAGCAUAGCUUGCCUGGCUUUCAUGGAUUCAGUUUAAGCUGAAUCACCUACCAGCGGAAAAAAAAAACGGUUUAAGGGAAACAUUUACCUAAUUUACUGUACCUUUUUGUGCCUCAUUUAAUCUGUUAAUUUGUUCUCAUCACCCAUGUGUGAUUUGGUACUUAUUCAGCGAUACUUUUAAAAAACAUUUUAUUUGUGACUCAUCUUGAUCACGGCUGCCUAAAGGAACACGGGAGGAGAGCAGGAACUCCCAGACAAAGCAGCAACCGUAGAGACCACAGCAACAUCAGCUCCAUGUCAGUAGCUAAGCACUUCCCCAAGGGACCCAUCCCAAUUAUGAGAAACACGGAGCUUCGUCUUCUCAGCAAGUCAUUUAGUGAUGGCUCAGUGGAAGACAAAUGUGGGGUGUGUGUGUGUCCGUCUCCAGUUCCAAUAAAAAAAAAAACAAGUUACAAACAUCGUUUUAGGCUUAAAGGACUUGAGAGAACUGCUUUGAUCAGGUGUUUGACCUCCCUGUUUCACCUCAGCGUCACCAGACGCAGAGACAUAUCUAUAUCUGUCUCAAACACCGCGGCAACAUUCCACACAGCAGCUCCCACUUAUUUUUAUAUUGUUCAAAACAUUUGGUAUUCAUCCAGUUAUUCCAUGCAUAGAUGGAUUAUAGUUAUGUUUUUCUAUCUCGGAUAGUAGUUACAGACAGACUAGUAAGAGGAGCGUCAGGGAAAGUUUGUGCUUUUUUUUGUUUGAUGUACUGAAAUAUACAUAUAAGUGCAAACUAGGGUUACACUCAAUUCUGUUUGGCCCUGUUGCUAAUCUUCAGACACUCCAAUUCUGUCCGCAAACCGCUGACGGUAACUCUGUGAAUUAAAUGGUUGUGGAUAGAGUUAAUGUGAUGUCUAGUGGAUAGAGUUAAUGUGAUGUCUAGUUGGAGUUUGUUUGGCGUUCGUCAAGAGUGUUCACAUUCUAAAGACCCUCUAUAGACGUCUAUAGAUUCUCUAUCAACUGUCUACUUGGCCUGUACAAUCUAUACUCUCUUUAGACCAUCUACAGACUUCCCUCUCGAACCUGUAAACCCUGUAUAGACAGUUAAUAGACCCUCUAUAGAUCUAUAGUUAUGUGGAGCCACUCCAGACAGUGUUAUACAAACUAGCCUCUCAGGGCCUCGUGUCUCAGGUGUGUACAGUGAUAACUCAACUAGGCUUAUUACCCAUGAUCCUCUGCUCCCCAGCCUACAUUUGACAAGCACAAUUCACUUCUCUGGAAAAAGGUUACUGAAAAAAGGGGAAUUAUUUGUACUGCCUUAUCUUGUCCAUAUACAGGUCUUCUCUGUGCUUGCCUUGAAAUAGUGGCUUCUCCAGAUAGUAUCGUGGUUUUGUUAUGAGUUGAAACAAUUGAGUUAUUUUUAUAAAUCCUCUUAAGGUUUAACAUAUGGUUUGAUAUUCUGUAUAUGUACAGUAAUUGAUCUAUUUUUGAUUUGGGUUGAAGUUCAUUGUUAAGUUGUGUCCAGGUUAUAUUAUGUGGGAUGGGCUAGUUCAUCCUAUCCAAGCCCACUGAAGUAGCAAUCACUGGAAAGAAGAUUUCUGCAAUGUGAAUGAAUGAAGAACUGGUAUUAGCUACCCAUCUUUUCAUUCCUUGGACAAAAAAAUGAACUGAGAUGUACUUACAAUCCAUGCCUUAAAUUAUGCAACAGAGGUCCUGAAUUUGUUUUGAUGUCAGAGUUGAGAUCUCUCUGGUUUCAGUCAGUUUAAAGCUGAUAGGAUGAACAAGUUCACCUCCUGAAAACCUGAACUGAAACCGAAUUGUCUCAAUCCCUGGGUCAAAUCACAGUUUGAAUUGUUUGUUGUUUGCCUAUUAAUAAAAUGAAAUAAAGAUUUUAAAAGGGA